Molecule: messenger RNA, 537 nt
Organism: Durusdinium trenchii
Lineage: Eukaryota; Dinophyceae; Suessiales; Symbiodiniaceae
Source: the annotation of a GenBank genome assembly
AUGGGCAACGAAGAGGCGGCCUCGAUCUGCGAGAAGGCCGGUGAGCAGGCAAAGACCGCCCAGGAGUUGGUGGACCAGUCAAGGACUUUCUUGACAGCGAGGCAGAGGGAAAACCAGGGCAAUGCUGCCAGCCAAGACACCGUGAAGAGCCUCCAGACUCGCCUGGCGGCUGCCAGCACUGCCUUGAGCAAAGCCAAGAAGACGGUGAGCAAUCGAGAACACAAGUUCGUGGCCAAGAAGCUUCUUCAUGAGGUGGAGGAGAUGAUUGCAUCCUUAGAACCGGAGGUGAAGGCAGCAGAGGAAGCUUGCAUCCCUUUGCUGGAGAAGGGCGGCGAAGAAUUCCUGGUGGCUGGAAGCUUGAGGACUUUGGCUUCUGCCUUGAGGGCUCAUGGGAAAGAAAAGAGCCUUGAUGUGACCGGUCUCUUCAACGAGGCGGGUGGUGGAAAGCCCAUCAGCGAGGCAGACUUCGUGCACUAUUUGGAGCAACUCCCUGAGGCGUUGGGACGACCAUUUCGCCACUAUGGAUUGCCAGUGUGA